Messenger RNA from Baudoinia panamericana UAMH 10762, 1371 nucleotides. RefSeq lists its product as uncharacterized. The record is from RefSeq and is a predicted model, not a curated record. Lineage: Eukaryota; Fungi; Ascomycota; Dothideomycetes; Mycosphaerellales; Teratosphaeriaceae. The transcript has a single exon. Bases 1 to 1371 code for a protein of 456 amino acids.
AUGGACGAAGCUCUAGCCAAACACCGAGAUGCGCUUAAGACCAUCGUCGCAUUGGAUCCAACACUCUCUAGGAUAAGGCUCGGACUCGAUGCCUACGACAGCCCGACUCUGAAUAGAUAUGCCGACACAUUGGCGGACUCUCACACUAGCUUGCGGCGUGCAUGCGAGCAGCUUUCGACUGCUGCCAUCGAGUUUGGCGUAAGCGCGGCAAAUGAGCAGGCUGCGCUUAAUGCGAAGCUUGCAGACCUUCAGGCUGAGGUGCGCGUGGCCCACCGGAACGUACGAAACCAUCAGCAGAGGUUUCAAGAAUUGCAGAACAGUCUGCAAGGCCAGAGGGAGGACGUCGAUAGACUGCAGCAACGGUGCAAUAGCUACAAAGACGCUCUUCUUGCUGCGGAUGAGAACAUCCAGGAGCAGAAGCAGACUAUAGACGACUUGAAACGCAGUCUGAGUCUGGAACGCCACAAGCGUGACCUGCAUCUCCACGUGCCCGUAUCGCCGAGUCUCUCCCCGACGGGCAGACCCAGUACAGAUUCUGGAUUUUCCGAAGUCGCUUUAGCGUCAUCACCAGGACAGGAGACUCACCAGAGGCUCGCCCACGAUCUCUUCGAGGACGGCGUCAGAGAGUACACUAGUGGCAAUUUUUGCGCAGCUCAAGGCCGCUUCAAAAGCGCCCAGGACAUCAUCAACAGCUUGCCGAGACGCUUGAGUCAACCAGUCGACGUCAUGCAGCUCGCAUACUACCGCACUGUUUGUGAGGCUGAGACAGUGGGCAGUCAAGAAGGCAAGCUAGCCCUUGUUAACUUCCUUCGCGCACAUAACCAAGUGCCUGCGCGACAACUUGCCCACGUCCGGCAUUUGCUUGCUCGCAACAGCGUAAAGCUGAACCAGCUGGACGAUGCAAAGGACCACUGUCUUGCGGCAGUGGGAGUCCGUCAUCAGCUCGACGCUGCAAGCGACGAGUACUUCGACUCGUUAGCGCUGCUCGCCCGCAUAUAUACAUUGCUGGACUCCGAUACCCUCGCAGCAACACUCAUCGCUCACUGUCCAGACAGCCAGAGAGAAACCGUCCGGAGCAGGUACGCUCACCUGCGCGCCGAUCGAACCUCAUCGCUGCAGACUGGAACGGGCACUCAGGCUGCACCUGGCACGCAGCCUACACGGCCGCCGACCACCUUGAAACCGACAGCGCCGUCAGUGACACGACGCGUGACGCCACCACGCCUUCCCACCAAUCCAGCCCUGAGCACUGUCGCGAAUGCCACGAGUAGUGCGAGCAGCAGGAGGCGCAGGCAAGCUCAAGCGGCUGAACAAUUACCGUGGAUCUUCCGGUACUCGCUUAGGUUGAACAAGUACUCACUACCAGAGUGA